Messenger RNA from Penicillium lagena, 2058 nucleotides. RefSeq names its product glycoside hydrolase family 78 protein. Gene Ontology annotation, biological process: carbohydrate metabolic process. Lineage: Eukaryota; Fungi; Ascomycota; Eurotiomycetes; Eurotiales; Aspergillaceae. Bases 1 to 2058 code for a protein of 685 amino acids. The record is from RefSeq and is a predicted model, not a curated record. The transcript has 2 exons.
AUGUCACUGAACCAGGAGAGAUCAAGGCCUACUUCGUCCAGGGAGGCCAGCGGUGGCAAUCUAUUCGAGUGCUCACUGUGGCAAUCUAUUCGAGUGCUCACUGAAGGACAAGUAACCUUCAGCGAGAUUGGAUUCAUACCCACUAUUGACCUUGUUGAUCUUGACAACCUCCCAUCUACUUUCAAUAGCUCCAACCCGAGAUACAACAAGAUUUGGAAGCUUGGGGCCAAUGCAGCAUCGGCAGCCUGCUUUGAUGCAGAGUCUCAGAGGUCUACAUGGGAUGUGACAGACGACGGGGCAUACAUCCGCGGCCAAAAGGCAGGCACUAGUGUAUUUGGCCUCUCAAUGAAGGACUAUACAAUGAGCUUUGAAAGCAAAAUUGUCCGAGGCGGAACUGGGUGGGCCAUUUCACAACCCAUUGGAAACACGGGAGUCUUGCUGCUGUUGAUCUCCAACUUGCCUCAAAAUACCUCCAUUGCCAAUACCAACCGAACGCUCACCCCUCCAAACUCCCUCGUUGUAGCUUCUGGAUGGGGCUUCGUCAACCAGACGACCUUGGAUAGUCAGGCUAUUGGGAAUUUCCCAUUACCUUUUGAAAUCGAAGAAGAGCACUGGUACAGCAUUUCUACCACACUCCUAAAUGGGACUCAGCUCUCCGUUGCGAUUGAAGGCCAGCAAGUCUUGAACAUUUCGCUGUCCCACUACGGAGUUGCCCCACAGAGUACAGGUGGCUGGGGAUUUGGUCCCUACCAAGAUCAAAUUGCCUUCGUGAAGAAUGUUACUGUACAUGCCAGUAAUGGAACUCUCGUCUAUCAGAACAAUAUGACGGGCCCCAGCAUCCUAUCUGAAUAUGGGGUUCGCCACAACGUCGAAUCUAUAUGCAUGGAUGGUGCUAAGAGAGACCGCCUCAUGAGUAUUGACCCUCAAAUGGGCUAUAACACAUCAUCCCUCAAGCUAGUUACCAGCUCCUAUAAUGUACUCGGAGAUUAUCAGGUGCUGGGCCUUUUGGCUUUCACUGGGUAUUUCCGUCGAAGCGGAGAUGUGGAAUGGGCCAGGGAGGUUUGGCCCGCAUUUCAGAAGCAGAUUUCCUGGAUGAUCAGCCAAGUCAACAGUACCACACACCUGGUUGAUUUUGGCCAGUUCAUUGGCCCGCCUUCUGGGACUGCCGUCAGUGCCGCCCUGGUCCAAGAGUUAAACGAAGCUGCCGAAGUGGGUGAUGCACUGGAUGACAAGGAAAGUGCGGCUGUUUACCGAAAGAAUGCAGUGCAAAUAUCUGAAGCCAUCAAUGAACUCCUAUGGAAUGCAAAGCUCGGAGCGUACAUGCUUACCACAUCUUCCAACACCAGCUUCUCCGUUGCCGGUGUUGCAUUCGCCAUCAGUUCUGGCGUGGCGAACAAAAUAAGGGCCACUUCUUCACUGGCUAAACUUGCCGUGUUGAAGCUUGCUCCAGGAUACAAGGAUGAUUCGACAGCUGAUGCAGCCUCUGCUAAUAUCUCUCCUAACACCAAUGGAUUCCUUCUGCUCGCGGCGCUUAUGGCCGAGGAUACAUCCAUGGCCAAAUAUCUGUUGGAUAACUUAUGGGCAGCGAUGCUCAGCGACAAGUAUGGGAGUGGAGCCUCCUGGGAAUAUGUCGGUCAAAAUUCCGCGCCUGGGCUCAGCUUGUUUACAUCUCUGAGCCACCCAUGGUGUGGUGCGGCCACUUAUGUGCUGACCGAGUAUAUCGCGGGAAUUCGUGCACUCACCACGGGACAUAAGACUUGGAUCAUUCAGCCUUCUUUCAGAGGCUUUGAUCUUGAUUGGGUUGCUGUAACGCGAUAUGGACAGUUAUCUAUGAAAUGGACGUAUGAUUUCAACAUUCUUACUGUGGAGGUUACAGCUCCACGAGGGACUUCAGGUAAAUUGAAGCUUCCUGAAGAUCUCAAGGUCGAAGAGGUGGUUGUGAAUGGCAAGAAAAAGUCGAAUAGCGAUGAAAUUUCGCUGCAGAGUGGACGCUCAACGGUUAUGAUUCAAUGUGAUGUGGAUCAACACUCACACCAAGAAGCCAUGAGCAAAUUCUGA